GGGCCUCUUCCGAGCGGACGUCACACGGACAGACAUAUACACAUACUCCUGUAACCACUGUGAGCGAUCGCGAUAUUAUUUCGGAAGCACCCCCGCCAGUCGUCGGCGACGUGACGUAUUCUACGGAAGUAAGGAUCCCGCCAAAGAGGAGCUCCACGAUGUACACAAAGCUUAUCCUUCUGUGCAUGGCAGCGGGCGCCUACGCCGGCGGACGCUUCGGUUUCCACCAUGGAGGAUUCGGAGGGCCCGUCUUUGCCGCCGCAGCUGCACCUGUUGUCGCCAAGGUUGGCCUCGCCGAGCCCGUAUACCCUCCGCAACCGUACACGUUCGGCUACGACACUGUGGACGAGUAUGGCAACAAGCAGUUCCGUAACGAGCAGAGCGACUCGAACAACGUGAAGACUGGCUCGUACGGAUACACAGACGCCAACGGACUGUACCGACGGGUAAACUACGUCGCCGACGCUCACGGCUUCCGCACCACGAUUGAGACCAACGAGCCAGGAACGAAGGCCGGUGCCAGCGCCGACGCUGUCUACAAUGCAAACCCAGUCGUCAGCGGUCCAGUGGUCAAGGCCGCAGCCGCCUUCCUGGCGCCCACGUACGCCAAGCUCACAGUUCCGGCAUACGCGUUCGCCGGACAUCACCACGGCUAUGGAUCACGCUACUAGAU
Rhipicephalus sanguineus (brown dog tick) is the source of this 673-nucleotide messenger RNA. RefSeq names its product cuticle protein 10.9-like. Gene Ontology annotation, molecular function: structural constituent of chitin-based larval cuticle. Gene Ontology annotation, cellular component: chitin-based extracellular matrix. The transcript has 3 exons. The record is from RefSeq and is a predicted model, not a curated record. The coding region runs from base 159 to 671 and encodes 170 amino acids. NCBI's taxonomy places the organism in Eukaryota, Metazoa, Arthropoda, Arachnida, Ixodida, Ixodidae.